GAUGUGGGCGGAGUCGGGGUGGGAGGGGUAAGUGCAGAAACGUCCUUCAUCGUCUAUCACUAUGACACUGCUCGACAGAAGUCCGAGGAUUUACAAGCUGUGGAGAACUUCCGAAGCUGGCCAGGAGGAGUGUUUGGCGCACCGCAAUGGAUCAGCUCAGCAGACAGAAGUACCGAAGGCUGAGAGUAAAUCUCCUCAGGGUUUUCGUCAUACUUGUCAUUUUUGUCAUUUUCCUUUCUUACGACUUCUACCCAAAUUUGCACCAUAGGUUUAUGCUUUACCAUCAUUCUCGGGAUUUCUCGAUACUGCUGAGACCACAUAGCUGUAAUAACCAGCAGCCAAUUUUCCUUCUGAUCGCUAUCAAAUCCCUAUCCCAGCAUGCAGAUCGGCGAGCAGCUAUUCGCACCACCUGGGGACGCCAACAGAACACUGACAAUUUCCAAGUGCAGAGAGUUUUUCUCUUGGGCAGAGCACCGGACGUAGUUCAAGGCCAAAGCGUAGAUGCUAUCAUUCAAGAGGAAAACCGGGACCACGGAGACAUCCUGCAGUGGGAUUUUGAGGAAUCUUUCCAUAAUGUCACCCUCAAGGAGUACCUGUUUUGGAAGUGGUUUGAACAGCAGUGUUCCCCCACAGUGAAGUAUGUCCUAAAGGGGGAUGAUGAUGUCUUUGUCAAUAUAGACAAUGUUAUUAGGUUUCUCACCCUCCAAAACAGUAACAGUAGAAAUCUGUAUGUAGGGAAGGCACUGGUAAAUACCUACCCUAAUCGGGUCUGGUGGAGUAAGUAUUACAUACCACGUUUCAUGUUCUCCAGCAAGCCUUACCCUCCUUAUGCUGGAGGAGGUGCUUACCUGCUAUCUAGGGAGUCCAUUCACCUUCUCCACCAAGCCUCCAAGCAAGUUGACCUCUUCCCUAUUGAUGAUGUUUACGUAGGAAUGUGUGCAGAGGCUGCCAACAUUUCUGUUCAAAAUCAUAAUGGCUUCAGGACUUAUGAGUACACACCUUUUAAUCCUUGUUUGUUCAGAAAGGCAAUGGCCAUACACCAGGUGCUUCCUAAUGCACUGUAUCUGAUGUGGAGCCUCCUAAAACAACCAUUGAAAUGUCUCACCAGCGAAUAUUCAAUAUUUGAUCUUAAGAAAUUGGAAGUUGUUGUUCAUUAACAGUAUGGUGGUCCUGGCCAAUGAAGUUUACUGAUGCAGAACUGAGGAACUUUUCAGAAACUGACAUCACAAGCUUGUUGCAGCUCGGCUAAGUUCUGAAACUCUUCGAAAUUUUGUAAGAGAGGAGGAUAUCUCUGGUGUAUCCUAUCUCAGAGCCACUGGAGUGAAGGAUCAUCUCCUUGGACUAAGGAUCACGUAACUUGAAAAUCUUCUAUAUACCUAACAGAAUUAUUUCGGGGGAUGACAUAUCAUAGAAUUAGAUGCCAUAUAGGCCUGUUGUAUGUCUGUCUCACAAUAUUUAUUUUUCAACGUGAUGAAAGACAAUGUUGGCAUGACAAGCCUCAAAGUCUAAAGCAGCUUCACACAACAUUCACUUUAUGGUGGCACGAUGGACUUUAGUGAUGUCCACUGAGUCUUGAGACUUUGAGGCUUCAUGCUGUGUGGACUCCGACUGGUUUGUCAGUCAUGCUAAGCUUGGUUGGAGCAUCAAUCCUCUGCAUUAUUGUUUAACAUGUCAGUAUUUUUGUCAGGUAUGGACAGGUGUUGUGGACCGUCUCUGUUUGGGACCUUUCACUGCUGCUGUACACUCAUCUUGGAUGUGGAAAACUGUAGCCAAAGAAGCGCUGCAGUUAUUAUGCUGUUCAGUGUGUUUUUAUUUAAUAUACUGUACUGUUUUUAAACUUUCUACUUCAGGGCUAACAGAACUACUUUUAAAGAAAUAAAUCAUUUAAAAAAUGUUUGUGUUCCAGUGGCCUGAUGCUGGAAAUUGUUUGCACAUUUGAGAUAUCUUAUAGUUUAUUUUAUUAUUUUUGUAUCAAUUGUUGAUUUUUAAAUAUAAAGUUGUUUUUGGUAUGAUAAAGUUUUGAAUUUUUUUACAGACUUCAUGGCACUGAAUAAUAAAAACGAAUAAUUUCUCCAUUAGUUUUUUUUUUUUUUUUUUUUU
This is a messenger RNA of Erpetoichthys calabaricus (reedfish), 2100 nucleotides long. RefSeq names its product N-acetyllactosaminide beta-1,3-N-acetylglucosaminyltransferase 3-like. Lineage: Eukaryota; Metazoa; Chordata; Cladistia; Polypteriformes; Polypteridae. The transcript has 2 exons. Gene Ontology annotation, cellular component: membrane. Gene Ontology annotation, molecular function: hexosyltransferase activity. Bases 147 to 1157 code for a protein of 336 amino acids. The record is from RefSeq and is a predicted model, not a curated record.